GUUAGGGAAACUAUCAGAUGUGUUCGUUUUUGUGUACGGAAGUGAUCAGCAGGUUGUAAGGUCAGGGGGUAAAGGCUAGACCUCUUUCGAUUGAGAAUACUCACAGCCAUCUUGGAUCUAACGAAGCGAAGGGAAAUUGAUGCGGUGACGAAAGGCAUGUUUGGUGCUAGAAAGAAAUUUGUAGAGUUCGUUGACGUUGUCGAUAACGACUUUACCGAUGAAAGCAUGUACUACAACCAGCCGACGAUGUUUCCACAUCGGUCGGAUAAAGAUAUGCUGUCCUCUCCCUCACCAUCGUCAUCGGGUCAGCUGUCGCAGCUCGGUGCGAGUUUAUAUGGUCCACAAAGUGCACUCGGCUUCUCAGUAAGAGGCAUGGGAAACAACACACCUCAGUUAAACCGAAGUCUAACGCAAGGUUCGCAGCUACCGAGUCAUAUCACCCCCACAACAGGAGUCCCCACCAUGUCUCUCCAUACCCCACCAUCACCAAGCAGGGGGACGUUACCGAUGAAUUCGAGGAACGUGCUGAAUCACUCUCAGGUCGGUCAAGGCAUUGGGAUAAGCGGCAGGACCAACAGCAUGGGCAGCUCGGGGCUGGGAAGCCCCAACCGUAGCUCACCCAGUAUCAUCUGUAUGCCCAAACAGCAGCCAGCACGCCAGCCCUUUACCAUAAACAGCAUGUCAGGAUUUGGGAUGAACCGCAAUCAAGCUUUCAUGAACAACUCAUUAUCAAGCAACAUCUUCAACGGCACAGAUGGGAGUGAAAAUGUAACAGGACUGGAUUUGUCAGACUUCCCUGCAUUAGCAGAUAGGAGUCGGAGAGAAGGGACCGGAAACCCUACACCAGUUCUCAACCCACUGACUGGACGAGCGCCUUAUGUUGGCAUGGUGACAAAGCCAUCAACUGAGCAGACACAGGAUUUCUCCAUCCACAAUGAGGACUUCCCUGCACUGCCUGGGCCAAACUAUAAGGAUCCCACGUUGAACAACGAUGACAGCAAAACUAACUUGAACUCCACAAACAAGAGCACAUCCAAUGCAGAUGGGCCCAAGUUCCCCGGAGACAAGACGGCCUCAGCACAGAACAACAACCAGAAGAAAGGGAUUCAGGUGUUGCCUGAUGAACUGAUUGCAACUAAACUCUUUGACAGAAACUUGUACCCCAAGUUUGCCUCUCCUUGGGCUUCCGCACCUUGUCGACCUCAAGACAUCGACUUCCAUGUUCCAUCGGAGUAUUUAACAAAUAUCCACAUAAGGGACAAGUUGGCUGCCAUCAAACUGUCUCGAUACGGUGAAGACCUGUUGUUCUACCUGUACUACAUGAAUGGAGGAGAUCUGCUACAGCUUCUGGCAGCAGUGGAGCUGUGA
Messenger RNA from Neolamprologus brichardi, 1368 nucleotides. Lineage: Eukaryota; Metazoa; Chordata; Actinopteri; Cichliformes; Cichlidae. The record is from RefSeq and is a predicted model, not a curated record.